UCUGUUGAAGCAGAACAUUAGAGAGGCAGGCUCCAUGGACAAGAAGGUGGUGCUGAUCACGGGAUGCUCCUCGGGAAUCGGUCUUAGUCUGGCUGUCCGGCUAGCCUCUGACCCCAACAAAAAAUUUAAAGUCUAUGCGACGAUGAGAAACCUGGCCAAGAAGGAGCGUCUCUUAGAGUGUGUGAAAGGCCUGCACAAGGAUACCUUGGACAUACUCCAAAUGGACGUGACGAGCCGGCAGUCCAUUCUGGAUGCGAGAGACAGGGUUGUGGAGAAUCGAGUGGACAUUCUGGUGUGCAAUGCUGGUGUGGGUUUGAUGGGUCCACUGGAGGUCCAGUCCUUGGACUCAAUGAGGCAGAUUCUGGAGGUCAACCUCCUUGGUACCAUUCAGACCAUCCAGGCUUUCCUACCGGACAUGAAGGCUCAGGGCAAGGGCCGCGUUCUGGUCACUGGCAGCACUGGAGGGCUACACGGUCUCCCUUUUAAUGAGGUGUACUGUGCCAGCAAAUUUGCAAUAGAGGGAGCAUGUGAGAGUUUGGCUGUCCUCCUGCAACACUUCAAUAUCCAUGUGAGUCUCAUUGAGUGUGGUCCAGUCAACACUGACUUCCUGGUUAACCUGCAGAAGACAGAGCUCGGGGAUGAGUCUCUGCAACUGGUUGAUACCCACACACUCAGCCUCUAUGAAAAAUACCUGCAGCACUGUGGCUCCGUUUUCCAAAACGCAGCACAGGACACUGAGGAUAUUGUAAAGGUAUUUCUGGAUGCCAUCCAGUCACCCAGCCCUGCAUUCAGAUACUUCACCAGCGGUGUCAUGCCACCUCUCACCAAACUGAAGAUCACAGAACCAGAUGGCUCGCGGUACAUCAGUGCGAUGAGCAAAAUCAUUUUCUCUGCUGAGGAACAAUAAUUUCGUACAUGCCUUAUUUCCAACCAGGCCAUUACUUCAUGUGCAGACUUGCCCUUCUUUUACUUUAUGUGCAGAGGUUAAUAUUGUUUUCCUUCAUUAUUGAUUUGUGCUAUAAAGUUGGCGCUCUCUGACUCACCGUGGUUGCUCAACUGGAAAGGGCAGUAAGUUCAGAGUUUUGUGAGUAGAGUUCCCAGAGUCCAUGCUUCUAUUUUUGUAUGUCUCUUAUCAAAAGUUAGAUUCCUUAUCGCAAUAUAAAAUUAUAAACAUAAAAAUAGACUUUCUGGUUGGUGGAGAAAUAUUUUAUAAGGAUUAUGUUUUGAGCGAUACAACAGGUUUUACAUUCCUGUUGUUUUAUAGUGUUCUUGUUUGGCAUAUUUUCACUGGGCUUGGUGUGCUACUGAACAGGUUUUUAACCACACUGUUAAAGUGAAAAUACUCUAAGAAUGUUCUUUUGUUAUUAUUUUACAUGAGUUAAUGAUAUUAU
Messenger RNA from Dicentrarchus labrax (European seabass), 1391 nucleotides. RefSeq names its product hydroxysteroid (17-beta) dehydrogenase 1 (gene hsd17b1). Gene Ontology annotation, molecular function: estradiol 17-beta-dehydrogenase [NAD(P)+] activity. Bases 35 to 907 code for a protein of 290 amino acids. Gene Ontology annotation, biological process: estrogen biosynthetic process. NCBI's taxonomy places the organism in Eukaryota, Metazoa, Chordata, Actinopteri, Moronidae. Gene Ontology annotation, cellular component: cytoplasm. The record is from RefSeq and is a predicted model, not a curated record. The transcript is spliced from 6 exons.